Cajanus cajan (pigeon pea) is the source of this 1026-nucleotide messenger RNA. RefSeq lists its product as uncharacterized. Lineage: Eukaryota; Viridiplantae; Streptophyta; Magnoliopsida; Fabales; Fabaceae. The record is from RefSeq and is a predicted model, not a curated record. Gene Ontology annotation, molecular function: acid phosphatase activity.
GAAUAAACACAUUUCGGGUCGGGUCGGGCAUGUUAGUGUAGAGAAAGUUGGGUGGUAUUCUGCUCUGCAUAUAUAUGUGAUUCUUAAAAGAAAUACCAAAGUUUGAGGAAAGAGAGAGAGAAAUGGAGGAGAAGGUGAAGGCUGAGGCACUGCAGAUAAUUGGAGCGUUUGAUGUUCUGCCAAAGCUCGUCGUUUUUGAUCUCGAUUACACCCUCUGGCCUUUCUACUGCGAGUGUCGAUCGAAGCGUGAAAUGCCUUCUCUGUAUCCCCACGCCAAAGGCAUAUUGUUAGCGCUCAAAGAGAAAGGGAUCGACGUUGCAAUCGCUUCUCGCUCACCCACAGCUGACAUAGCAACCGCUUUUCUCAACAAAUUGAGCCUCAGUUCGAUGUUCGUUGCACAGGAAAUUUAUUCCAGUUGGACGCAUAAAACGGAUCAUUUUCAGAGAAUUCAUUCCAGGACCGGUGUUCCCUUCAACUCUAUGCUCUUUUUCGAUGAUGAGAAUAGGAACAUCCAAGCGGUCUCUAAAAUGGGAGUAACAAGCAUUUUGGUUGACAAUGGGGUACAUCUUGGGUCGUUAAGGGAAGGCCUUACACAAUUUUCUCGAAACUGGAAUGCGUCGCAGAAGAACAAGCAGAAAUGGCUUUCCAAGUACUCUAACAAGCCCGAUACAUCCAACUCCGCUGCAUGAAAUUAAGCAAGCCAUUGAAUCUUUUCUGUGGAUUUUAUUCAGAACCACAUCAACCCAAAUAUUUUGUAUCAGUCGUUUCCCAUAAAAUAAAAUGAAGCAAACUGGGAAUUUCAAGUGGAAAGUUAUAUGCAGAUUUUAGUAUCAAGUAUCAACUACAAAGACUCGUAUGCACAUGGGAAACUGGUAUUUGCAACAGCUAUGUACUUUUUAGGGUGACAUCAACAGCUAUAUCUACUUGAAUAUUCAAUUGGAUUUCUAUGGAUUUGAUCCGGAAACUAUUUGAUGAAUUUAUAUACAUAAGCUGCUCGGAAGCUGCAGCCUCCAUUCUGUGCCCUAA